AUGGAUUCUGGUCUUAAAAACACAUGUUCUGAUGAUUUUUCUUCAGAAAAGUUAGGGUCCAAUAAUGAAGAUUUUUCAUCGAAGGUUCCCUCGAUUGAACUUCCUGAUGAUUUAUUUGAAGGAUGUUUAGAUCCAUGGAAGUUUUCUCUUAUAGGAAAAUUAGAUUUACAGAAAUUAAAGUUUAUUGAUGCUACUGUUAUUUUACGUCAACAAUGGAAGUUAAAAGGAGCUUGCAAACUAAUUCCUCUUGGUAGGGUUUUUUUCACAAUUAAGUUAGAUAACGAAUUUGAUCGGCAAACUAUCAAAGCAGGUCAGUGGGAAGUUAAUGAUCAGGUUCUACAAAUAAAAAAAUGGGUUUCAAAUUUUCGUCCAUCAAAUAUCCGUACAUCUAAAGCUCAAGUUUGGGUUCGUUUUCCUGGGUUGGGAUUAAAAUUUUGGAAGGAGAAGAUAUUAUUCACAAUAUGCAAGGAAAUUGGUACACCUAUUAAGAUAGAUAUUGCAACUGCGCAAUGUGAAUUUGGUUAUUAUGCGAAUGUUCUAGUUGAGGUGGAUUUUGCUCGACAGAUUCCAAAUAAAAUUUGGAUUAACACCAAAUAUGGAGGUUUCUUCCAAGAUGUUUUAAUUCCUGUUUGUCCUAAAUUCUGUCAUACUUGCAAGAUAAUUGGUCAUUUAACUACAGAAUGUAUAAUUCAGCAGAGUAACACUCAGUCUGUAAAUAACGCUCAACAAACAACCAGAGCAGAGCAGACUCAAGCACCAAGCAAAGCUCAAUAA
Papaver somniferum (opium poppy) is the source of this 774-nucleotide messenger RNA. RefSeq lists its product as uncharacterized. The transcript has a single exon. The record is from RefSeq and is a predicted model, not a curated record. Lineage: Eukaryota; Viridiplantae; Streptophyta; Magnoliopsida; Ranunculales; Papaveraceae. Bases 1 to 774 code for a protein of 257 amino acids.